CGGCAUCAUCUUCUUUCCCGCUUCAGUAAACCGACACAAACCCUCUCUCCCGCUCUCCGUAUCCCCUCAAUAUCCUCGCCCCCCCAAUUCGCCAUUCCCGCUUCGUGAUCGCACUAAAACCCUAACCCCAAUCCUCGUUAAUGGAGAGGGACUCUUCUUCCUCCGACGAUGACGAGGAUCGCCGCACCCUCGUCCCCCAGAGCGAGGCGAAGCCCCCUCCCCCUACACCUCCCCCCGCCGCCGCCGCCGCCGCAGUGUUCGAGAUCGCCCGUGGCGCUGCCGCCUCCGCCGCCCGCAGCUGCGGCGGCGGCGGAGGCGGCGGCUUCUGGUCGAGCAAGCGCUACCUCCUCCUCGCAGUGUGCCUCCCCCUGGUCCUCAUCCUCCUCUUCUUCUCCCUCGACCUCGGCCGCCUCUUCCGCGGCGUCUCCGUCAUCCGCGUCGCCGGCGACGGCGGAGACGGCGGAGACCGGAUGCGGGAGGCCGAGCUCCGCGCUCUCUACCUCCUCCGCAACCAGCAAUCCAGCCUCGUCAAGCUCUGGAACCGCACGGUUUUCAACGCGGCCCCGUCGCCCGCCGUGGCUCCCGCUUCGGCGAGCUCGAAUUCGUCUUCGGCUAAGGUAGAUCUGCCGCCGCAUUCCUCGAUCUCUCUUUCUUCCGACGAAUUCAGAUCGGCAUUGCUCGAACAAAUCAAGCUCAACAGGGAGAUCCAAAAGGCUCUCCUUUCCUCGCACAGGCUCGGGAACAUCACGUCAGAGCCUUUCGACGAGGACGCGGGCUUCGAUCCCUCUAAUUCGGGGCUUGAUCUCUGUAGAAAGGUGGAUAAACUGUCCGGCAGAAGGACGAUCGAGUGGAGACCGAAGAAAGACAGGUUCUUGUUCGCAAUCUGUCUGUCCGGUCAGAUCUCCAACCAUUUGAUCUGUUUGGAGAAGCACAUGUUCUUCGCGGCGCUUCUUGAUCGCACCCUGAUAUUGCCGAGCCCAAAACUCGAUUACGAAUAUGACCGCAUUUUGGAUAUCAAUCACAUCAAUGAGUGUUUCGGCAGGAAGGUGGUAAUGCCAUUUGAGGAAUUCUCAGACAUGAAGAAGAACAAGAUAACCAUAGAUAGGUUUAUAUGCUAUAUUGCGUCGCCGCCUUGUUUUCUGGAUGAGGAACACAUUAAGAGGUUGAAGACUAUGGGGAUUUCCCUGGGCAAGAUCGAAGCGGCAUGGCCGGAAGAUGCCAAGUUGAAGGAACAAAAGAAGAGAGUGGUAGGGGAUAUUACACCAAAGUUCUCGUCCGAUGCGGAGGUUCUUGCAAUUGGGGAUAUGUUUUAUGCAGAUGUGGAGGAAGACUGGCUGAUGCAGCCUGGCGGCCCGCUGGCACACAAGUGCAAGACUGUGCUCCAACCAAGCAGGCUUAUCAUGCUCACGGCGCAGCGAUUUGUGCAGACUUUCUUGGGAAGCAACUUUAUCGCUCUUCAUUUUCGUCGGCAUGGUUUCCUAAAAUUUUGCAAUGCCAAGAAAGAGAGCUGCUUCUUUCCCAUCCCCCAGGCGGCUGAGUGCAUACUACGAGUGGUCGAGAGAUCCAAUGCCCCCGCGAUCUAUCUAUCCACUGACGCUGCUGAGAGUGAAACGAAUCUUCUCCAAUCCUUGGUUGUGUUAAAUGACAAGCCAGUCCCGCUCGUCAAGAGGCCAGACCAUAAUAAUGUUGAAAAAUGGGAUGCCCUAUUAUACAGAAAUCACAUUGGCGGGGAUAGUCUGGUCGAGGCAAUGCUGGAUAAGACAAUAUGUGCAUUGUCGAACGUAUUUAUAGGAUCCUCUGGUUCGACAUUCACCGAAGACAUUCUUAGACUCAGAAGGGGUUGGGGUUCUGCAUCUCGGUGUGACGAGUACCUUUGCCAGGGCGAACGGCCCAACUACAUAGCUGAACAAGAAUAAGAGGAAAACAAACUACGAGAUUCGGUAAUUCAUUGCAUCUCUCCUCGUCUACUCUCUACAACUUCUACGCCUCUGGUUGUUGUAUGUAUAUUAAUGUGUACAAUUAUAGUGUGACCUUGAUUGAUUCAUUUUUCGAACCACUUAUUUGAUUUUAUGAAGUUAACAGCCACCAUUUCUUCCUACCAAAGUCAGUCCCCUUUCGUUCGAA
Ananas comosus (pineapple) is the source of this 2124-nucleotide messenger RNA. RefSeq lists its product as uncharacterized. The record is from RefSeq and is a predicted model, not a curated record. The transcript has 4 exons. Gene Ontology annotation, biological process: protein O-linked glycosylation via fucose. The coding region runs from base 141 to 1916 and encodes 591 amino acids. Gene Ontology annotation, molecular function: peptide-O-fucosyltransferase activity. NCBI's taxonomy places the organism in Eukaryota, Viridiplantae, Streptophyta, Magnoliopsida, Poales, Bromeliaceae.